CCUAAUCCUGCCUCACCCCUUUUCAUCCCUGCCCCAUCCAUAUCCCUGGACCGCUCGCUCUCUACAACCCCCAGCUCCAGCUUCAUCAUCGGCCCAUAUCAACUGAGCUAAGAAAAGCAAACAACAAUGUCCAGCAGCGAGCGUUUUGACUGCCAUUACUGCAAAGACUCCCUGCUGGGGAAGAAGUACAUAAUGAAAGAGGACACGCAGUACUGCACUAAGUGCUAUGAGAACCUGUUUGCUAACUGCUGUGAGGGCUGCUCUCUACCAAUAGGCUGUAACUGCAAGGACUUGUCCUACAAGGAUCGCCACUGGCACGAGCAGUGUUUCAAGUGUGCAAAGUGCAGCCGCUCUCUGGUGGAAAAGGCCUUUGCAGCCAAGGAUGAUUUGUUGCUCUGCACUGAAUGCUAUGCCAAUGAUUAUUCCUCCAAAUGCACCACUUGCAAGAAAACUGUCAUGCCAGGUUCCCGCAAAAUGGAAUACAAGGGGAACAGCUGGCAUGAGACCUGCUUCCUGUGCCACCGCUGCCAGCAACCAAUAGGAACUAAGUCCUUCAUCCCAAAAGACACCAGCUACUUCUGUGUGCCCUGCUUUGAGAAGCAGUUUGCCUAUCAGUGCUGUGCUUGUAAGAAGGCCAUCACAACAGGUGGAGUGACAUACCAAGAAAAACCCUGGCACCGCGAAUGUUUCUUAUGCAUCAGCUGCAGAAAGCAGCUGUCCGGUCAGCGCUUCACUUCCAGGGAAAACUACCCCUACUGUCUUGAAUGCUUCAGCAACCUGUAUGCAAAGAAGUGUGUGGGCUGCACCAAGUCCAUCACUAGUCUGGCAGGGGCCAAGUACAUCUCUUUUGAGGAGCGCCAGUGGCACAGCGAGUGUUUCACCUGCAUGCAGUGCUCCGUGUCUCUGGUGGGACGCGGCUUCCUCACCCAGCGCGACAACAUCUUGUGCACCGACUGCGGCAGGGAGAAGUGACCUUUCCAUGAAAGGGUCACAGUUACAACAAGAGCUCAUAUUCUGAUACAGAUAUUGUGCAUCCAUGAAUAUUUCUUCAUAGCAUGCCUGGUACACAAACAAACUCUUAAUGCCAAAAACGUAUUUUUGUGUUAUUAAUGACCAUUAAUUCUCUCACAUUGCCCACACACAAAAAACUGUGACAAAGAUAAAGAUAUAUCUGUAAAGUAAAGUGGAAUUGUACCAUUGUUUUCUUUAUUUCAUUUUUUCCCCUCACAUACUUUCAUUUCUGAAAAGAAAAAAAUUAUGUUAACAUAUUAGAGGUGAUAGUGACUGGUCAAUUAAUAGAAUUCAUUUUAUUUUGAUAAUUGUUUAAUUGUUUCAGUCAUUUUUCAAGCAAAAAUCCAAAAUAUUUGUUUGUUACAGCUUUUUGUCUUAUAUGACAGUAAACUGAGUAUCUUUGGAUUUUUGGUUUUGAUUUAUCAACUGAUAAAGAAAAUAUUAUCAGUUUAAUUGACAAUUAAUUGAUUUUGGACUUGCAACAUAUUUCUCUUUAAUACAUUUCUGCUAUAUGCUUAAUAUACAUUGGUUAUGAUCUCCUAGAUAAAAGAUGUAUUCACACUGAGGAAACAAAACAUGCUGCAUGGUUUAAGCCUCUCUUUAAUGUGAAACGGUAAAGGUUGUUCCAAUAAAAACCUUUCUAUGUA
Molecule: messenger RNA, 1658 nt
Organism: Dicentrarchus labrax (European seabass)
Lineage: Eukaryota; Metazoa; Chordata; Actinopteri; Moronidae
Gene: fhl5
Product: four and a half LIM domains 5
Exons: 6
Coding region: 127-972 (281 amino acids)
Cellular component (GO): Z disc; nucleus
Molecular function (GO): transcription coregulator activity
Source: RefSeq, a predicted model, not a curated record